CAAAUUUCCUUAUUUACAUAUAUGAUGUCAUUGACAGCUAUGGUGAUUUGUGAUAGGUUCACAAGGAACGUUAUUCAUAAGCAACAAAUGGGUAACAACAUAUAAAAUCUCAACGUUAUCAAAAUACUGUCUUGUAAUAACUGUUCUCACUCAACGACUGUGAAAAGGGUACUGCACGUUAUUGUUGUGGUUGUAAACACGUAACAGAUGGUAGCUCUUUAUAUUGAAAAUAAUUGAAAUCAUGUCCUCUCUUAAAUGAACAUAGUCUUUGAUAAUCGAAUACUAAUAGGACGGGAUUAAAACUGGGUCUGGAGCCGCUCUAAAGUUACCAUCAGUUCCAAGCCCGCGGAAGACAUCUGGUUGUAAGGUUAACAAUUCUGUCUCAUAUAAAAAAGCCUUUCUCAAGAAAACAUACCAGUCAAAAAAUCAUUUAAAUCGCUAAAACUUUACUUUAAGUGUUAAAGGGUAUUCGUGUAGAGGACAUGAUGUUUCAUAAUAAAAGCCGAAAUUUUUUGGAAGUCAUAGAACCGAUACGCUUUCUCGUAACCAGAGCAACAAUUAAUACAGUUACACUGAAUGUUCGAAAAACGUGGAAUACCUUUACGACCGCUUAAAUAGCGGCGAAAUUGAGAAGAUACAGUCUAAGAGUGCUUGGAAUAAAUGAAACGCAUUUGACACAAUCUGGACAAAAGUGUUCACCUUAGGGGAGCUGUUGUUGUACUCUAGUCGUGAGAAAAGAAAUAUUUGACGCAUAGACAAGGGUUAUUACUGAUGCUGUUCAACGAAGUGCGAAAAAGUGCUUAUGGGAUAGGAAACUCAUAAUUCCAGGGUGGUAAAUACAUCCUUGAGUACAAAUAAGGAGUGAAUAUUAUUUGGCGCUUUGCACUGACCACUGAUGUCAUUGAAGAUGAUAAGAGUCAGUUUUAUCAUUGACAGCAGUCCAUGUACUGAAAAACACUUGACCAUUUUGAUAGGGGACCUGAACGACAAAAUUGGGAUAAGUAGUACGUCUUACAAAUGGAUCAUUGAUAACAUGAAAUGGACGAAAAGAAUGAGAAUGGUGAGAGACUGGCUAAUCUAUGUACUCCCGACAGUGUGAUUUUUAGCGAAAUCAAUCCCCUUGAAAUGCGUACGAGGAGCUACAAGAGUUUCUCCAAACCAUACCAUGGAAAAUUAACCCUAUCCAUCUUCAUAAAAGACUUGAAAGGUUUAUCGAAAGUGAAGAAACAAAGAGAAUAGACGAUAGGGCUUCAUAUCCUAAUCUGAUGACGAACAAACUGAAACUGAAGUCAAAGUAACAUUGGAGAACUGGAUGAGUGGCACAAAAAGUUCGACACAGCCUUCCAUCUAAAUGCUAGCAAACUCUCAGCAAUAAGUUCUGAGUGUUAUAAUGUAUACUAUGGUGUUACAAGAACAUAUGAAGUAUAACGACAUAGUUCAGUUUGAUUUUAUUGAAGACUAUCAUAAUGUUACGUAUAAACUGAUAGCGACAUUAGACUUUGCUAUUAAUGAAUGUUCUACUUCUCGAUUUCUCACUUUGAUUGAUGAUGAUUUCAUGUUGCACCCAUCUAAUUUACUCCGGACACUUGCCAAAGUUACUGAAACUCAGUAUUUGAACUAUAUAGCUGGUAAUGUGUUGCGUCUCUGCAAACCAACGAGGUUCCCAUUCAGUAAAUGGUAUAUUUCCUAUUCAGACUAUCCAUACAGUUUAUAUCCAGCCUUCCCUUCUGGCGGAACUAUUAUUCUCAGCAUGCCUGUCGCCCAGCUUCUUUCUGUUGGUCUGAGGUAUAUCAAAUUGCUUCCUUUUGAAGAUGUUGUAAUUGGCCUUGUAUUAUAUAAACUGGGUAUUAGUCCUGUACAUUUGGAUGGCGUUUAUGUAGUUCGUUAUCCAAAGAGUCAUACUGGUGAUCUCAUAAGUGUUCAUGGGUACGGUGAUAAUUCCUUUUCCUUAUCUAGUUGGAAUAAGCUUGGUUUGCAGACUGUUUGCGACAGAUAGACUAUCUUCUUGCUCUUUUCUUUGUUAUUGUUUGUAUAUUCAAUAUGUAACAGUAGGUUAACGUUACGUUAACCUUAGAGAAUUUCCAGUCGAUUAUUAUUCACUUUCUGAUUUGCUGAUAACGUCUUUGGGAGUGUAGUUACUUAGUUACUAGUAAAAAUGUCACACCUAAAAUUUCUCAUGCUAAUAAUUGAACUGUUUGUUCCUCAACUUGUCGAAUAAUUAAUCACAAACUAUCUAAUUGUAAUGUAAAUAUUCAUAAAACUCUCAUCUUGUAAAUAAUUCGUAACUGCAUAAGUUUUAUUUCAAAUUGAAAGUAAAUUGCUAUAAAAAUAUUUGAAAUGUUUUUUUAUUUGUACAGAUAUUGACAAGGCAUAUGUCUGAAAGGAUGCUGCCUCACUUAUAGGACAAGUUCAAAAAUCUGAGAAGU
Messenger RNA from Schistosoma rodhaini, 2426 nucleotides. Lineage: Eukaryota; Metazoa; Platyhelminthes; Trematoda; Strigeidida; Schistosomatidae. The record is from the annotation of a GenBank genome assembly.